Messenger RNA from Carassius carassius (crucian carp), 781 nucleotides. Its product is annotated as CDGSH iron-sulfur domain-containing protein 1-like. Bases 134 to 457 code for a protein of 107 amino acids. The transcript has 4 exons. The record is from RefSeq and is a predicted model, not a curated record. Gene Ontology annotation, cellular component: mitochondrial outer membrane; intracellular membrane-bounded organelle. Gene Ontology annotation, biological process: regulation of autophagy. Gene Ontology annotation, molecular function: 2 iron, 2 sulfur cluster binding. NCBI's taxonomy places the organism in Eukaryota, Metazoa, Chordata, Actinopteri, Cypriniformes, Cyprinidae.
UUAUGACUCGCUUUCUGCGUAAAUACAGCGCAAAGUUAAUUAGCUUUAACUCUCCUUUUUGGUCUUUAGGACGAUUGAAGAUCUUCAAACUAUGAGCAAAAAAUAAUCAUAAUACAAACAAUAAUAAUUCAUCAUGAGCGUGUCCAAAUCUUUCCAUAAAGCUGAGAUCAUCACUGCAGUGUCUGUGACAUUUGGAGCUGCAGCAGCGGGAAUCCUCAUCUACAAAACAUUCUUCAGCAAAAGCAAAUGUGAUAAGCCAAAGGUCAACCUUGAUCUGCAGAAAGACAACCCCAAAGUGGUGCAUGCAUUCGACAUUGAGGACCUGGGAGACAAAGCCGUGUACUGUAGGUGCUGGAGAUCCAAAAAGUUUCCAUACUGUGAUGGUGCACAUGCUAAACACAAUCAGGAAACGGGAGACAACGUUGGUCCUCUGAUCAUAAAACACAAGGAGGCCUGAGCCUCUUUCACUGUUCCAGUGAUUUUCCAUGAAACUUCACAUGUGACCUUACUGACAUUAAAUAUAUUUCAAGUUGCUUUCUCCUAUAUCUAUAUAUUUUAAAUCAUAGUCACAGAAUCUGUCAGGUACUGUUUUGUAAUUUAAAAUAUAAUUAGGAGGAUUUUGCAUCUUGUCAUUCAGAUGUACUUGUGGAGGUGAGGGUCUAUUUAUGUAACAACAAAAUGUUGCACAGAGCAAAAUCAUGUUUUGAUGACAUUGUCUUUUCUGUGAAAUUAUUAUUUUUCUCUCUCAGAAAAGUACACUGUACAAGUUUGAUGUUAAAUA